Erigeron canadensis is the source of this 2302-nucleotide messenger RNA. Its product is annotated as lupeol synthase-like. Gene Ontology annotation, molecular function: intramolecular transferase activity. The record is from RefSeq and is a predicted model, not a curated record. The transcript has 19 exons. Gene Ontology annotation, cellular component: lipid droplet. Gene Ontology annotation, biological process: triterpenoid biosynthetic process. Bases 1 to 2280 code for a protein of 759 amino acids. Lineage: Eukaryota; Viridiplantae; Streptophyta; Magnoliopsida; Asterales; Asteraceae.
AUGUGGAAGUUAAAGAUAGCAGAAGGACACAAUGAGAGGUGGUUGACUACCACCAACAACCACGUCGGACGACAACAUUGGGAGUUUGAUCCAAAUGCAGGAACUGAAGAGGAACGAGCUGAGAUAGAAAGGGUUCGUUACAAUUUCAAAGUUAAUCGGUCUCAAGUUAAACAAAGUUCUGACUUGUUGAUGCGUAUGCAAUUUCUACGAAAGGAGAACCAUAUAGAUGAAAUUCCAGAGGCAAUAAAGUUGAAAGAAACACAAGAAGUAACAAAUGAAGCAGUCACAAUUACAGUCAGAAGAGCCAUCAGUUUCUACUCCACAAUUCAAGCUCAUGAUGGCCACUGGCCCGCUGAAUCUGCCGGCCCUUUGUUCUUCCUUCCUCCGAUGGUGAUAGCAUUGUAUGUGACAGGAUCCAUGAACGAUAUUCUGACCUCUGCACAUCAACUAGAAAUCAAACGCUACAUUUAUAAUCAUCAGAAUGAAGAUGGAGGUUGGGGAUUACAUUUAGAGGGUCACAGUACUAUGAUUGGAUCAGUAUAUAGUUACAUUACCUUGAGAUUACUCAGUGAAAAAGCGGAUAGUUGUGCAGAGGACAUGGCAGUGGUUAAGGGUCGUAAAUGGAUCCUAGAUCAUGGUGGUGCAGUCGGUACUCCUUCGUGGGGAAAGUUUUGGCUCACGGUUCUUGGGGUUUAUGAUUGGGGAGGUUGUAACCCUAUGCCACCCGAGUUUUGGCUCCUGCCAAACAUUUUUCCUAUUCAUCCGGGCAAAAUGAUGUGUUAUGGUCGCGUAGUUUACAUGCCAAUGUCAUACUUAUACGCUAAAAGAUUUGUGGGAAGAAUAACCGGAUUGGUUGAAGCCCUAAGGCAAGAGCUUUAUACGAAUCCUUAUCAUGAAAUUGAUUGGAAUAAAGCACGUAAUACUUGUGCAAAGGAAGAUCUGUAUUACCCACAUCCUUUUGUCCAAGAUAUGGUAUGGGGUGUACUUCAUCACAUAGCAGAGCCUAUUUUAACACGUUGGCCGUUUUCAGCGCUACGAGAAGAAGCUCUAAAAGUUGCAAUGGAACAUGUUCACUAUAACGAUCAAAUCAGUAGAUAUUUGUGCAUUGGGUGUGUGGUGAAGGUGUUAAGCUUGCUCACCACUUGGGUUGAGGAUCCAAAUGGGGAUGCGUAUAAACACCAUCUUGCACGCAUUCCUGAUUACUUUUGGGUUGCUGAAGAUGGGAUGAAAGUGCAGAGUUUCGGAUCUCAAACGUGGGAUGCAACAUUGGCCAUUCAAGCUAUCUUGUCAAACAAUCUAGCUGAAGAGUAUGGACCUAUGCUUAAAAAAGCACACAACUUUGUAAAAGCGUCGCAGGUUCUCGAUAACCCCCCUGGAGAUUAUAGUAAAAUGUAUAGACAUACGUCUAAAGGAUCAUGGACGUUUUCAAUGCAAGAUAACGGUUUGCAAGUCUCAGAUUGUACUGCAGAAGGCUUGAAGGUCGCGCUUAUAUAUUCUCAAAUGAGUCCUGAACUUGUUGGCGAAAAAAUUGAAAUUCAACGGCUCUAUGAUGCCGUCAAUGUUAUUCUUUCGUUACAAAGUGAAAAUGGCGGUUUUCCUGCUUGGGAGCCCCAAAGGGCGUAUUCUUGGUUAGAGAAGUUCAAUCCGACAGAAUUUUUUGAAGAUGUGUUGAUCGAGAGAGAGUAUGUGGAAUGCACUUCUUCUGCCAUCCAAGCUUUGGAACUCUUUAAAAGACUGCACCCUGGACACAGAACGAUAGAGAUUGAACAUUGUGUUUCAAGAGCUGUGAAGUACGUUGAAGAUACACAAAAUUCUGAUGGUUCAUGGUAUGGUCACUGGGGAAUUUGUUACACCUAUGGUACAUGGUUCGGAGUAGAUGCGCUAUUAGCUUGUGGGAAGAAAUACGAUAACUGUCCCGCCCUUCCAAAAGCAUGUGAAUUUCUACUAUCAAAACAACUUCCAGAUGGUGGCUGGGGAGAGAGCUAUCUCUCAUGCGCAAACAAGUUGUAUACAAAUUUGGAUGGAAAUCGGUCGAAUCUAGUACAAACAUCAUGGGCUUUACUUGCACUAAUCAAAGCUGGACAGGCUGAAAUUGAUCCGAUGCCGAUAAAUCGUGGGAUACGGCUUCUCAUAAAUUCACAAAUGGAAGAAGGAGACUUCCCUCAACAGGAAUUCACAGGAGCUUUUAUGAGGAAUUGUACUCUCAAUUAUUCCUCAUAUCGGAAUAUUUUUCCGAUAUGGGCUCUUGGCGAGUAUCGCCGUAUCACUCAAUUUACCUGAUUUUACUACUUUUGAUCGAGUU